Messenger RNA from Lutra lutra (Eurasian river otter), 6249 nucleotides. It is a transcript of the gene CD93, whose product is annotated as CD93 molecule. NCBI's taxonomy places the organism in Eukaryota, Metazoa, Chordata, Mammalia, Carnivora, Mustelidae. The transcript has 3 exons. Gene Ontology annotation, molecular function: calcium ion binding. Bases 1 to 2340 code for a protein of 779 amino acids. The record is from RefSeq and is a predicted model, not a curated record.
AUGUCUCUGGUCUUGGUGCCUUGGAGCAGUCCAGCUGGAACCGCCGGCCCCCCCCACACUGCUGCAUUUCCCCAGCGACUAGCCAGAGACCCAACGCAGCCGUCUGACCUCUUCUAUGAACAACAAAACCAUGAUGAAGGCAACAGGAGUCAGAAAACUAUUCACUGCAGGAAGCCCCAGUAUCCGGUAAGAAAUAAGAAGUACAACAGCACAGGAUGCGCCUUGGGUCAGGGGAAUGUGAAAAGCCCUCAGCCUUUGUGUUCUUCCCUGUGCCAGAGCAUCUGCGCCCAAGCCCUCAGUUCUCCUCGGAGCUCAGCUGCGCCUGCUGCUGUCACUGCAGGGCCACCAGCCUCCUGCCAAGAGGGACCCGGGGCCAUGACGGCCACCUCCGCCAGGCUGCUGCCGCUGCUACCGCUGCUGCCACUGCUGCUGCUUCUGGGCCAGCCCCAGGCGGGGGCCCAGGCUCCUGGGGAAGCUGUGGUGUGUGCGGGGAAUGCCUGUUACACCGCCCACUGGGGCAAGCUGAGUGCGGCAGAGGCCCAGCUUCACUGCAGCAAGAAUGGGGGCAACCUGGCCACGGUGAGGAGUGAGGAGGAGGCCCGGCACAUCCAGCGCGCCCUCACCCAGCUCCUGGAGUCGGAGGCAAUCCUGGCAGCUAGGAUCGGCAAGUUCUGGAUAGGGCUCCAGCGCGAGAAGGGCAAGUGCUUAGACCCCAGCCUGCCGCUUAAAGGCUUCAGCUGGCUGGGCGGCGGGGAGGACACGUCUUACACCAACUGGAACAAGGAGGUCAGGAGCUCUUGCAUUUCCAAGCGCUGUGUGUCCCUGCUGCUGCAACUGUCCCAGCCGUCCCAUGCCAGCCAUCUCUCCAAGUGGUCAGAGGGCCCCUGUGGGAGCCCGAACUCUCCAGGAAGCAGCGUCGAGGGCUUCGUGUGCAAGUUCAGUUUCAAAGGCAUGUGCCAGCCUCUGGCUCUGGGGGGUCCAGGUCGGGUAGACUAUACGACCCCAUUCAAGGCCACCAGCUCUUCCCUGGAGGCUGUGCCCUUUGGGUCCGCGGCUACCGUGGUCUGCGGGGCUGGGGAACACGGUCAGGAGGAUUACUUCGUGUGCAGGGAGAAGGCCCCUGAUGUGUUUGACUGGGGCAGCUCGGGCCCCCUCUGCAUCAGCACCCAGUAUGGCUGCAGCUUCAACAACGGGGGCUGCCAGCAGGACUGCUUCGAGGGGGGCGACGGCUCCUUCCGCUGUGGCUGCCGGCCGGGCUUCCGGCUGCUUGACGACCUGGUGACCUGUACCUCCCGGAACCCUUGCAGCUCCAACCCGUGCAGAGGCUCAGCCACCUGUGUGCCGGCAUCCCAAGGGGAGAACUACACCUGCCGCUGCCCCCUAGGCUACCAGCUGGAUUUAAGUCAGCGGGACUGCGUGGACCUGGAUGAGUGCCAGGACUCACCGUGCCCGCAGGAGUGUGUCAACGCCCCUGGGAGCUUCCGCUGUGAGUGCUGGGUGGGCUAUGAGCCCAGUGAGUCAGGAUGUCAGGAUGUGGACGAGUGUGCCACCGGCCACACGCCCUGCGCCCAGAACUGCACCAACACAGACGGCUCCUUCUACUGCUCCUGCGAGAAGGGCUAUGUUCUGGCUGGGGAGGAUGGCACCCAGUGCCAGGACGUGGACGAGUGUGCGGACACAGAGAAUGGCCUCUGUGACAGCUUGUGCCUCAACACACAGGGGUCCUUCCGCUGCGGCUGCCUGCCAGGCUGGGAGCUGGGCCCCGAUGGGGUCUCCUGCACGCCAGGACCCACCUCCCUGGCACCACCGCCUGGGCCUCCCCAGGGAGAGGAUGCAGGAGAUAGAGAGGGGAGAGUUGUGUAUUCUGCCACAAUGUCCAGGCCCAUCGGGGACCCUGAGGGCACUUCCAAGGAGGCACCCACCACAAAGGGACCCUCCCUCCCACGCAACACCUUUGUCUCCCCAACUGCACCUGACAUGCUGGCUUCCAGUAGGCCCCCUGGUGUCUGGAUGGAGCCCAGCACCCAUCACCCCAUGGCCACCACUGGCCUUGGGGAGAAUGCAGAUGAAGAUUUCAUGGCAGAACAAAACGAAGAGGGCACAGACGGACAAAAGCUGCUGCUGUUCUACAUACUGGGCACGGUGGUGGCCAUCCUACUCUUACUGGCUCUGGCUCUAGGGCUACUGGUCUAUCGCAAGCGGAGAGCAAAGAGGGAGGAGGAGAAGGAGAAAAAGCCCCAGAAUGCAGCUGACAGCUACUCCUGGGCUCCAGAGCGAGCUGAGAGCAGGGCUUUGGAGAAUCAGUACAGUCCGACGCCAGGGACGGACUGCCGAAGGUGAGAUGGCCCCAGAGACACUGACAAUCAGCCACCACCAUCCUCUGACCUUUAUGCACCCCGUCAGAAGUGGGGGACCCACAUCCUUCCAAAAGACUGGACUGGAAUCUUAGCAAACGGUUGUAAACAUUCUUAAAAGCCUGACUGCUUGGAAUAUACAGGUAUUUUCUACAUGUGUGUGGUAUUCCUGAAGUGGGACCACUGGGUUAGGAUGUCAUUUUGGGAAUUUUGUGAAUAUUAACAAUUCUUACUCACUUAUCUUGUCAAAUUCAAAUGUGACUGAUUGCAUGGCUCCCACUGAUUUUGGAUCAGGGGUUUACAAGUCAGGUGCUAACUCCUUUUGAACUGCUUUUCUGCUCACUGGAUUCAUCUAAGAAGAAAGGGUGGUCUGCUAAUGCUAAUUAGGGUUGGAAUGAUUUGUUCCUCUUGGUAGAACAGAAACUAAAUCGAUUGUUUAAUUACAUAGUCCAUAAGAAGUAUUUUUUUGUUUUUGUUUUUGUUUUGUUUUGUUUUGUUUUUGUCUUGUUUUGUUUUUGUCAAAAGGAACAUAUUCAGAACUGGAAACAUUUCUUUACAGUUGAGUUCAUGCAUUUUCCCAUCACAAGCCCUGCGGAGUUUUAUAGUUGGAGUCCCACAGAAUGACCAGAGUACACUGAUCUGCUUAGGUAGCAAGCAUGCUGGGAGUUUUGAAAUUGCAUUUCCUAGUUCUUAGUGUCUCUAAUAGUCUUGGGUUUAUUUGCAAGUGAAUUCUGGAAAGUGUGGGAGGAGGUAUGAAAUGUUUUCGAGAGCAAGUACUCCAAAGCGCCUGAGAGAGAAGCCUGGGGUUUGUUUCACAAAUACUUGAAUCAAUCCAUCUAAAUUCACUUGUGCUAACACACACUUACUGUUGAUGAGGUGACUACGCACAAGGGGAAAAGCUGGAGACGUCUUGUCUCUGGGCGAGUGCAGCCCCGAGACACCUCCCGGGCCACCUGCCUUCCCUGAAUGCUGCUCUGGAUUUAAAUGCUUUGAUCAUAGAUGGAUGAAGCCCUGAGAAGCCUCUCAUUCUGAUUACUAAGACUGUGUGAGGGGGAUGAGAUGCUGAGCUUUGAAUGGUGGCAUCUUAAGGCAUUUUGACAUAGCUCACAGCUGGUAUUGCUUCUUGAGAACAUGAUCCUGACUUGUGGCUGUAGCUUGCAUGUCAGGGACUGGGCAGGCAGGACACUGUCUUCUUUCUGCUUGAAGAAAGUGUGACACAUUUUCCUCUAUUUCUUAAAAAAGCGGGGGAGAUGGGAGGGAUAGAGGAAAAGAGAAUAGUUCAAAAUUUGCAACCACAGAAACCACUCAAAGCAGUUUUAAUUUAUUUUUAAAUGCUUGCUUGCAAAGAUUUCCCUUCCCAGUGUAGUGGUGGAGAGUAAUUUCUCCCCACGCAGCUCUGCCUGUGUCACUGGAAAGCUCCUCCGGGAUUCACCAGUGGUCAGAACUGUUAAAACCUGCCUGAUUAGCACUGGGAGACCUCAGCAACAAGCCUGCUGUUGCCUGGUAGAGCAGAACGGGACUGUAUUUCCUUCUAGGGAUUUCAAAAUCUGCCUCGAAGAACCAGGGUGCUCUAUUGUUUCUAUUUUUGCCUUAAAAACACAUCUGUCCCAGAGGUGGACACCUGGGGCAGGAAGAGCUGCCGGGUGCAUGGCCCUCAGAGUUGAGUAAAUAUCCUUUAGCUAAUUUUGGAAUGUAGAUGCUAUAUUUCAGGAUUUUUGUUUUGUUUUGUUUUGUUGUUGUUUUGAGAAAGUGGAUAAGUGAAGGGGUAGGUGUAAGGAAAGAUGAAGCUUUUGGAGGACUUAACAAGGUAUUUGGAACUUGUGCUUUUUAAAGACCUCUGAGAUUAUUUAGAUUUCAGUUGAAAUACUGAUGCUUAACAUCCAAGAAGACAAAGGUUGUAUCCACUGAGCGCAGGACCCUGUAUGGGAACCAAUCAUGCCACUAUUCAGAUGAUUUUAAAGAGUUAGCUGGAUGUGUUACUGACAAUACCUACACUUAGGUGAAAUAAAUGCAAAUUCAACAACUUUACCUCCAGGCUUUUACAAUUCAACCUUGUCACUAGAAGGAAGGAGGCAUUCCUAGUCUAGGCUUCCCCUAAGCCCCUCUCUGGACCUGUGGGACCUUUACUGGCUGAGGUCCCCAAGUGCGCCCUCUCAUUUUUAGAGUUGGAUUUCUUCUCCGGUGCAGCCCCAAUUCUGAUUUCCAUGUUCAAAUCCCUCUAUGGGUAAGAAAAUCUAUCCCCGACAACAUGGAGACCACAGAUCCCCACUGUGAAAUACACAAGGGAGGAAAUGGGCUGGUAAAUAAUUUCUCAAUACCCUCUCCAGCAGAAUCUGCCCCUUCCUCGGUAGACGUGCCCUGCCUUGUCUCCUGGCCACUCCUACUAGUGGCUAAGAUCCCAGAACUAGAUGACCUUAGGCAGUGAAUCUGAUGAAAACCGCUGGUCUCAAACAAAUGCUAUUGUCCUGUUUAAUACCUUUGUCUGAGGGAUGUGAAUCCCUGCUUGGGGAGAUGGGGGUCCACAAGCAGUGGAUAAACAAAUGCCCACUGUCCAUGUGGCCAAUAACUUACUAUUCAUUGGCCAACAGUCUUUUUAACCAGAAGCUCCCAGGUGCCUGGGCCAUGACGAAGAAUAAGAAAUGGAAAGGAUGGAGCAUGGGAGAGGUAGGCUUUGUCAGGUGCAGACUCCUCCGACUGUGUCCCCAGGCUGGGCAGGAGCACUGUUCUGUCCCUGAGCUGUUGAGCAGCAGAAAGGCCCGGACGAUGGGGAAAGGGAGACGGCUUUACUUGUCAACAAGCUCAAAGAUAAUGGAGACUUUUGUCCAAAUAGAAUUCCCCAUACUUCAAUAAUUCUAGGAUGCUCUUGGAAAAACUAUAUUCAGAACAAACCCACCCCGUCCUCUCACUCUGUCUCCCAAGACAGAUCAUUUAAGGGGAGGAGGUCCCCUAAAACAUGCAGGCCACUAGGCUCCUUCCUGAAUUUCAGGGAUGCUCCCUCCUCUUUUUUCUUGUUCAUGUGCACAUGUGGUACAGGACAAGCUCCAUCUGAGGACUGUAUAAAGCAAAGGUGGGAAAACUCUCUGAAAAAGCCUUGGGAAUGGUGGACCUGGUGGGGUCUUUUGUAGGGUGCACCCACCGCUGCUCAGCAUUGUGACCUCGAGGCUGGUGUCCCUUUGGUUCAUCCACAUGCCUAAUUAUCGCAACCUUUGACAUCUGGCACUGCAUAGCCCCACGGUGUUUUCCCGGCAGCAUAAAGUGGGUGACUCAAGAGGCUUCUGUCUUAAGGACAGGAGGGGUGCAGGCUAACAUCCUCCCUGUGAUUAGGCAAAAAGGUAGAAUAAAAAGUUAAACACGUAUGCGGGUGUGUUUAUGUGCAUGGUACAGGAAAAACUAAGUUGGAAAUAAACCUUCUCCCUGAAACACACACGUGCUUGUUGCUAUUCUUACAUGCCAUUCAGGAGCCCCGGUUUGAAUACCUCCUGAGAGGACCUGUGAUUUAUCGCCAAACAGCUUUUGGAGAAUAUGGAUGUGAUCAUUAGCUCAUUUUAUUCCAACCCUCUUUCCCACAGAUAUUCCCAUGAAAACUAAGAGAACAGAGGCGAGAUUUGACCCAAAAAAAGUACUACAUUCAAAAUAAUGCAGUUUUUAAAAGCAAAUAUAGGACAGCCUUUUCCUAUUAUUUUUCUCCUUAGCUUCUCCAUUGUCUGAAUCAGGAAAACAGGAAAGCAUGGCUUUCUAGCAGCUGCAAAAUGGUGUAAUGUCCCCUCCAUAUUUCCAUCACCUUAAACAAUAGAUUUAGCAUGGGAAUCUGAGAUAUGAUCCCUGAAAACAUCUGUUCCUGUCUGGCUGCAAAAGCUACUGCUUAUGUCUGUAGGGUUUGUGGCGUUUGUCAACC